AUGAAGCAGCAGGGCUUGGGCGGCGUGCGGUUCGAGUCGCAGCGCUUCCGGCUGCUCUCCAUCGUCGUCGGCUGCUUCCUCAUCUCCGUCACCUUCCUCCUCUCCACCCGCCCCGACUCCACCGUCUUCGACACACUGAGCCCCAAGAUGGCGUGGUUGGAGGAGACGCGGAGCACGCCGGUGAGGUCGGCCGUCAAGACCGUCAAGCCCUCCUCCUCCUCCCUGCCCCGCGGCUUAGGCCGGGAUUUCCUGGUGGACGUCGCGCCAAAGCAGGGAGACGCCCAUGGACGGCAGCCGGAGCAGAGCGCCGGCGAGAAGACAGAGACGGAAUGGGUGAAGGACACGGUGAUAAUCCAGGAGAGCAGCGCCGUCGCCGCCGAGAGGGCAGAGCAGGAGGAGGCAGAGCAAGGCCACGGCGCCGACGCCGGCGCCGGCGAGGACGCUACACCAGGUGCGACGGAGGAGGUGGUCCGCGACGACGUCGUGCGGCCCACGGCGGCCGUGAUCACCGCGCGUCCGGCCGUGGAGACGACGCCGACGCCUGCGACGACGACGACUCGGCACGACCAGGACCAGCUGCUGCCAAUGCCAGAGGGGGAGACGCGUAAGGCCGGCGGCCGGAUGAUGAAGCUCCAGGCCGAGCCGGCGACGACGGAGCCGCAGCAGCUGCCGACGCCGGGGAGGUUGGAGACGCCGGAACCGGAACGUGCCGCCCGGGACCAACCGCAGCAGCAGCCUCUGCCGCCGCUGUGCGACUUCUCCGACCGCCGCAGCGACGUCUGCGACUUCACCGGCGACAUCCGCAUGGACGCCAACGCGUCGUCGUUCGUCGUGGUCGUCGACGCCGCGACGGCCGCGCAGUCGCACAAGGUGCGGCCGUACCCGCGCAAGGGCGACCAGACGUGCAUGGGCCGCGUGCCCGAGAUCACCGUGCGGACGACGUCCUCCUCGUCGACGCCCCCGCCGCCGCAGUGCACCAGGACGCACGGCGUGCCGGCCGUGACGUUCUCGAUCGGCGGGUACACGGGCAACAUCUUCCACGACUUCUCGGACGUGCUCGUCCCGCUCUACAACACGGUGCACCGGUACCGCGGCGACGUGCAGCUGGUGAUGGCGAACGUGGCGCCCUGGUGGCUGGUCAAGUACGACAAGCUCCUCCGCGAGCUCUCCCGCCACGCGCCCCUCGACCUCGCCGCCGCCGCCGCCAAAGGGGAGACGCACUGCUUCCGGCACGCGGUGGUGAGCCUCCGCGCGCACCGGGAGCUGAUCAUCGAGCGCGACCGCAGCCCGGACGGCCUCGCCACGCCGGACUUUACCCGGUUCAUCCGGCGCGCGCUCUCCCUGCCCCGCGACGCGCCCACACGCCUCGCCGACGGCACGGGCCGCAAGCCCCGGCUGCUGAUCAUCGCGCGGCACCGGACCCGCAUCCUGCUGAACCUCGGCGACAUGCUGCGCGUGGCGGAGGAGGCCGGGUUCGAGGCGGCGGUGAGCGAGUCGGACGUGGGCGACUCCAUCUCGCGCGUCGGCGCGGAGAUCAACUCCGCCGACGUGCUGCUGGGCGUGCACGGCGCCGGACUGACCAACAUGAUGUUCCUGCCGCCGGGGGCGACGAUGGUGCAGGUGGUGCCGUGGGGCGGGCUGCAGUGGAUCGCGCGCAUGGACUACGGCGACCCCGCCGAGGCCAUGGGGCUCCGGUACGUGCAGUACGAGAUCGGCGUGGAGGAGAGCUCGCUCAAGGACACGUACUCGAGGGGACACAAGAUCUUCACCGACCCGACGUCGCUCCACAAGAAGGGCUUCGGCUUCAUGCGCCACACGCUCAUGGACGGCCAGAACAUCACCCUCGACCUCGGCCGCUUCCGCGGCGUGCUCCAGCAGGCGCUCAGCAACUACCUCGUGCAGUAG
Molecule: messenger RNA, 1905 nt
Organism: Triticum turgidum subsp. durum (durum wheat)
Lineage: Eukaryota; Viridiplantae; Streptophyta; Magnoliopsida; Poales; Poaceae
Source: the annotation of a GenBank genome assembly